Parnassius apollo (apollo) is the source of this 210-nucleotide messenger RNA. Lineage: Eukaryota; Metazoa; Arthropoda; Insecta; Lepidoptera; Papilionidae. The record is from the annotation of a GenBank genome assembly.
AUGUUUUUAAUCGAAACUCAAAUUGACGAUCGCUUUACUGAAGAUACGGGAGUUCAGACGGGCGGGAGCGUUCGUCAGUGCGACCGCGUGUCGUCUGGCCGGGUUGUAGUCCGCGAGCCGACGCGCCGGCGCCCGGAAUUGUGUCAGACGCGGCACCCGGAGCACCCCGGCGCCCCGGCCUUUCAUGAAUACACCUCGCUUCGCGCUUAA